Molecule: messenger RNA, 2340 nt
Organism: Penicillium diatomitis
Lineage: Eukaryota; Fungi; Ascomycota; Eurotiomycetes; Eurotiales; Aspergillaceae
Exons: 2
Coding region: 1-2340 (779 amino acids)
Source: RefSeq, a predicted model, not a curated record
AUGACGGAUCACAACUCUCCAUGGCAGGGUCGAGUGGUCCAAGAUUCCUCUUCUAACGCGAGUAGUCCGCUUGCGCCCGCCGGCACAGGCAGAGCAACACCCUCCUUCGAACGCAACGUGAAUCGUCAAAAGACCCAGCGUUGGGUUCAGGCCAAGCAGUAUUCAUACGACGGUGGUGACUGGGGCGACGAAGACGAUGAGGACGAGGACGAACCGUCAGCGCCGCCAGUGCCUCCUUAUCUCGCGCACAGGACCGCCAGCACACCUGAGCUGGGCUCAGGGCGUCUACCCGGAACUGGAAUCGGUAGAGACGAAGCUCGCGCCAGUCCCCUCAUUGAUGCAAGAGGGCAGCCUCUAGCCGCCGCAGAACAGAAGUCCUUGCCUUUCAUCCGGCCUGUCGACAUUUACAAGCGCAUGCGUGACGAUCGAGCGCAUUCGAGCGAGGAUGUCGGCCGCAGUCGCUCCGAGGAGCCUCCAAGUCUUGCUCAACCGAACACGAAUUUGGUUGAGACAAGCGCAAUAAGUGGCACCGAAACACAGCCCCCUCAUGAUUAUAGUGCUCCGCAGCAGGCUCGACCAGCUCCUCCCGUCACCCUGCCAGAGGUGAAAAGGAUGUCAGGAUUCGGUGCCGAUUUCCUCAAUGCAAAUGAAAUGGGCGUUUCACAGACGACCGGCACCCCCUCAGCAGACGUCUCCUUGCACCAUAAUCCCUCGCAAGCAUCACAAGAUUCUCAGUCGUCUCUGGGUUUCACAUCGGUAGUGCAUCAAGCUUUUGAUGUACCAAACACACCUGAGUCCACAACUAGCAGUGUGGUGCGAUCCAAUAGCGACGGGACAUCGCUCAUUAGCCCCAUUAUCAGUCAUCAUGCCAGUCAGAGUGAAAGAACGCCCACGAUACAUGAGGAGCCUGCGGAAUACAGCACGCCAACUCAUGAUGCUCCAGAUGGCGUGAACGACGCGCUAUUCUUCAAGCCAGGACAUCGCCGAGAUAUGAGCCUCCCUGAUCGGGCUGACAGUCCUUCCCGGCAACCUGUUAUCAAGGACACUCAGCCUCAUGUAGCCGGUCAAGCUGAGAUUUCUUCGGUUGAUGGUCAGGCACAAACAAGCGGAUCGAGUUCGGCACCUUCCUCCGCUGCUGCAGGAGAUUUUGUCGCCCCCCUCAACCUUGGAAACAAUGGCAUGACAGCUGGUGAAGGCUACCGGGGUGGAAUUCCAACUAUCGCCUCGAUCAGCUCAGAAGCUUCACCGCAAGACACCGACAAUGAUCGACUGCGAGAGGAGAUCAUGCGGUCUUUGAGUCGGGAAGGCUCUCAUGAACCAGAUGCUCAGCCCGAGUCGGCACGCGAAGGAGGUGACUUGGCAAGUCUGGGGGGUUACUGGAAUGAUACCGGACGCUCAGAUACAAACGACAUGUCAAAACAAACACCUUCACAAACAGCUCCAGAGUGGCCAAGCUCGCAAGCUCUUGCUGCCUCACAACCUUUAUCGUCCACGCCACCAAGCACUGCGGCGGAGCCAACCCAGGGGCAGCCUCCGAGGCCGAAAUUAGGGCGCCGCUUUUCGUGGGAAUCAGAAUCAUCGGAUGAAGAGCCUGCAGGACAGCCAUCCGUGCCUGACAACACACACUCCACUUCAGGUCCAGAUCUCAAAGCACCGCAACCAGAAGUUCAUGUUGACAAGGCCAAAGGGUCACCAGAGGUUGCUCACGAAGCUUCUGAAGAGGAGUCUCACACAACACUAAGGCCUCGACUUUCGAUUGUGCCGCCCAUGCCAGAAACCUUCGACUCGCCACAGGAGGUGGAUGUCUCAGCUACACCCCAGUCCUUUCAUCGACAGAUGUCCGUACCAGUCGCGUCGGCACAAAUUGACGAAAGCAAGUUGCAAGGUUUCCGUGACAUACUCAAUAAGCCAUCGCCUGCGGAUCGCGUUCGCGCUUUCAAUCAAACACGAGAGCAAUUCGCAGCUAUCGAUACGGGUCUUUCGGCCUGGCUUGAGUUCACAGUGCAAGCACAUCCUGAGCAUGCAGAUCUUGUGCAAUCCAGUCAAUCCCUCUCCACUGGAUUUUCAAGAAGCUCCCCUACCACUCGGAAAUUCCCCAAAUUGACAUCUCUGAGCAACCUUACUACUAAGGAAGACGGGUCUUCUCCCGGUUCCGGACACGUCAGGCGUCCCUCGGGUCAUAUUGGCACAAUUGUUAGUCGACAGAACGUUGAACAACGUGGUAAAGACUUUCUUCACACUGCGGGCGCGUUUAGUGGGAAGGCCGGUGAAGCCGCGAAGGGCUUCUUCGCUAAGGGUAGAAGCAAGUUUCGGCCCAGUGGAGACAAGGUAGAUACAUGA